Messenger RNA from Neolamprologus brichardi, 2647 nucleotides. RefSeq names its product protein Wnt-8a-like. Gene Ontology annotation, biological process: canonical Wnt signaling pathway; cell fate commitment; multicellular organism development. The record is from RefSeq and is a predicted model, not a curated record. Lineage: Eukaryota; Metazoa; Chordata; Actinopteri; Cichliformes; Cichlidae. Gene Ontology annotation, cellular component: extracellular region. Gene Ontology annotation, molecular function: frizzled binding; cytokine activity.
GUGAAUUGUUGUUUUAAGGGAUUUUGAGUGGCUUAAAGGGGAUCUGACAAGUCCGCUGACCAAGUCGCAAGUAAAAGUAUGAAAAGACAGAAACUGGUGGUGAUGAUUCCUUGAUGAGGGACAUGAUUAUGUGGGCUAAAGCAAGAAAGCGAAUCAGCGGGAUUAAACGAGAUCAGCCUGAAAGGAUCAUCCAAUGCUUAAGCCUACAUACAACUUACAGUUUUUUAAUAUUUGGUCAAAAGUCAAACUAAACAUAUUAUGAAAUAAAAUGACCUUGCAAUGCUACAUUUUAAUUGUCAUAGCCCUUACGUGUCUUAUGUGUCUUUACUCGUGUAAAUCCCAGACUGUUUUCGCACCAAGUUGUUUCCCAGGGAAACAUCUAUUAUCCUAUUAUCACAACGGUGCCAAUUUCGCCGAUGUGUGAGGCGGUAUUUACAUGACUAUAUACUGUCACUCCUGAAAAGCUGUAAGGCUUUGUAGUACCCAGUGUCCCCAUGGGAUACUGGUGCCAUCUCCCAAAUGUUUCAACACAACAAGCCUCGCGAUUCAGCAUCCAGAACAGAGUUCCAGUGAUUUUAUUUAUAUUAUCUUUUAGCUAAGCUAUCUUCAAUUUGUGUGCACAUGUAUGAAGAUGAACAAUAAUCAUCACAAUGAACCCAUACAGAGAUGACUUUUUGUGUGAAUAAUGAUCUUCUAUUAGUCUAAAAUAAUACUUUUAUUCUUAAAUGUCUCCAAAUCCGGGGAAUUAUUAGAAGAUGGUUUUAAUUAUUCUAUACGUAGUGCUCAUAUGGAUUCACAGAUACUGACACAUAUACAUAUACUUUAAAUCCAUGCAUAUACUUUGUAUUUAUAAUUAGCAUCAGAGCCUGGGAACAACAGGUGAAUUCGUCUGCGUUGCUUCUUUGAAGUGCACUUAUGCACCGACAGUUCCUAUUUGUCCUUGGGAAGCCCCAGCCAAUGUCGUUGACGCAUUUCACAGUAAAAUGUUACCUGCUGGACAAAUCUGUCUGUCAAAGGGGGCACGACCAUAUAAAUAUCAUGAGCGCCGAGUAGGGCGACAAACUUCAGUCGCCUCCUUCUUUUCUUGGCGCUCACAUCUGGAAUACGUCACACUAGCCUCUGCUUGGAAUACACACGCUAUGCAACCACUGAAUUUCUCUGCAGUCUUGGUUCUGUUCCUGUGUUGUCUUUUUCAGCUGUCGUCUGCUUGGUAUGUCCUUUUUUUUCUCUCGUGAAAAAAGUUUUAAAUGCUAUAGUUUCUAUGGGUUUGCAAUUGGUAAAAUAACUUACAGGUUUAACAUGGCUAUCUUUUUUUCCCCUCUACAGGACCAUGAAUAAUUUCUUGAUGACUGGACCUAAGGCCUAUCUGACCUAUGCCAGCAGCGUGCGAGUGGGCGCACAGAGUGCGAUACAAGAGUGUAAACGCCAAUUCGCUUUGGAGAAGUGGAACUGUCCAGAGAACACGCUUUCUUUGUCCCCACACAACGGCAUGCGGAGUGCCACAAGGGAAACUUCUUUCGUCCAUGCCAUCAGCGCUGCCGGAGUGAUGUACACGCUCACCAAGAACUGUACGGCUGGGGACUUUGACAGCUGCGGCUGCGAUGACUCCAAAAUUGGACAGCCGGGCGGUGUAGGGUGGAUUUGGGGAGGAUGCAGUGACAAUGUGGCUUUUGGGGAGAAGAUCUCCAAACAGUUUGUGGACGCGCUGGAAGAUGGGCAUGACUCGCGCGCAGCGGUCAACUUGCAUAACAACAAGGCAGGCAGGCUGGCAAUCAAAGCAACCAUGAGGAAAGCCUGCAAAUGUCACGGAGUAUCUGGAAGCUGCACCAUCCAAACCUGCUGGAUGCAGAUGGCCGAUUUCAGAGAAGUGGGCAACUACUUGAAGCUGAAGUACAAGCAUGCAAAGGAACUGGAAAUGGACAAGAAAGCGGCGAGAGCAGGGAACAGCGCGGACAACCGAGACGCAGUCACGCACACUUUUUUGAUCGUCGCUACAACGGAACUCAUUUACCUGGAGAGUUCUCCAAAUUACUGCGUCAAGAACCAGACCCUCGGACUCCACGGUACAGAGGGACGGGAGUGCUUUAAGGAGGACAAGAACAUGUCCGAGUGGGAGAAAAAUAGCUGCCGCAGAUUGUGCAAUGAAUGCGGCCUAAAAGUGGUGAAGAAGCGCACAGAGGUUUUCACCAGCUGCAACUGCAAAUUUCACUGGUGUUGCACAGUCAAGUGUGAAAAAUGCAAGCGAGUUGUAGCCAAAUACUUUUGUGCGCUCAAAACUGGGAGGAAAAAGAACAAAAAAGGCAGGAACAGUGCGCAUCAACAAUGACUGGGAUCUCUUGCAAAAUUUGAACUCUUCACAUUAUUCGAUAAAUAUGAUUUUCAUCAUAUUAACUAGUUUUAUAUUUACGAACUACAUGAGAAAUUAUUCUGCAGCGCAUGAAUGUUAUUUAAAUGUUUAGCUAAAGUCCUUUAAAGCACCUUUCCCCCCUUUAAUUUUGAAUGGAGUGUGUAUAGGUCAAAUUUUGUCUUGUGGCCCAAAAUCUCCAAGCAUUGGAGCAACAGUAGCAGUGUUGGGAACUUGGGAGUUCCGGGGAUGUUUGUUCGCUGUUUAUCACGUGUGACUACUGAAAUUGGUUUAAUAUUUAAA